Molecule: messenger RNA, 477 nt
Organism: Caenorhabditis briggsae
Lineage: Eukaryota; Metazoa; Nematoda; Chromadorea; Rhabditida; Rhabditidae
Exons: 4
Coding region: 1-477 (158 amino acids)
Source: RefSeq, a predicted model, not a curated record
AUGUCCGAUUUCGAUGAGGGACAGAUCAUCGAAUAUCAUAGUUUCUAUUGGCAUGCGCAUGAGUGUAAAUAUGCGGGAGAUUUGAUUACUGGAGAGGCGACGGGUGCAGAAAUCAGAGAAAGAGAUGAGGAGAAGUUGAAGGUUUUGAAGGAGCAUUAUCCAAUCAGAGUUGUGUGGGAGUGUGAAGUCGACGAGGAACUCCGUCAAAAUCAAGAAAUGGCUCAAUUCUUUGAGAAUUAUGAGGAUAGGGGUAUACUUCAAAUGGAUCGUGCACUUUUCGGAAGGACGGAGGUUUUUCAGCUCGAAGUCAACAACAAGAACAAAAAGUUGUGCUAUAAUGAUGUGGUCAGUUUGUACCCAUUCAUUAUGAAGACCCACACCUACCCCAUCGAUCCACCAAGGGAAAUGAAUGCUGCUCAUUAUUUGCAUUCAGUCUGCAUCAACUGGAAAACUGCUGAUUUGAAGGAAGUCCACUAA